GUCUGUGGCUCCAAUCGCCUUUAUACUGGGGUCUGUGGGAGGAGCCACAGGAGCAGACAGCCAGGGGGGUGGGGGUGUCCAGACAGGUAUAUGUAGUUCACCACAGCUUUGGGUACCCCUAGGUAAUUUCUAAGGAAAGGACAUAUUCGGCACAGCUUUGUGGGCCGAGGGGCCUGUAUUGUGCUUUAGGGUUUCUAUGUUUGCUCUGGAAACUUCACCACACUUGCGGGCAGCUCACCCGCUCAUCCUCGGACUGUGCUUCGCUGAUAUAAACGACACAUCUCAUUGCAUUUUUCGAUGUUUCAAUGAAUAUGUGAGAAAUAAAACUAAAUAAAACUCUCUUUAUCUCAGUAAGUAAGUAACUUUGAAGUGGGGGGGGGGGUGGUCCCCUGCAAUUUCAGGAACAGAUUUGCAGCUAAUAAAGUAUCUUAAUGAGCGUUGCAAUGUGGGACGUGCAGCAGCCCAUUUAUCGACAGGAAGCUUCCACAAACAUUGAGCUGUUAUAAAAAUUAGAAUUAUACAGACGCCGAGGGAAAGCCCAGAAUUAUUAAAAUAUUGUUUAGUGAAGUCAUUGUUUUUCUAUUGGUCAAAAUGGUUGAAAAAUCACUUCCAUCGCAGAAGACUGUAGGCCUGAAUGAAGGGUUUGCUUGCGAUUUUGAAGUGCAGUGAAGUUGCUGAUACUCCGUAGUGCGGAGCGGGGCGCCGCUUGAUUGACAGCUGGUCCCGGGUUCAAUGGGUUGGUGGUUCGGAGCGGGCGUUGCGCUGUUGGCGCUAGUCUGCAUAUUCCUUGCGCGAUUUUUCCUAAUACUUGGGCGAAAUGAGACGCCAGAGCCCCGCAAGCGGAGCCCCGCCAACAUUCUGGUGGUUAUCGGCUCUGGGGGACAUACCACAGAGAUUCUCAGGCUUGUGGGCAGCCUCUCCGCCUCAUACAGCCCCAGGCAUUACGUCAUUGCUGAAACAGACAGGAUGAGUGAAGACAAGGUCCGCAGACUUGAGGCUGCCAGAGUUGAAGAAGGUCCUCAACCUCGGGUUCUGUGUAACGGACCAGGGACAUGUGUACCUCCCUGCAUAUCUGCCCUGUUGCUUGGAAUAUUUGGAAUGAAGAAGGUGCUGAUCAUCUACGUCGAGAGCAUCUGCCGUGUGGAAACUUUGUCCCUUUCUGGGAAGAUAUUGUACUGGCUGUCAGAUUACUUUUUCGUCCAGUGGCCCACACUGCAGAAGAAGUACCCCAAGGCAGUGUUCCUUGGUCGACUGGUUUGAACAUACUGUAGCUUUGGAGUCUGGGACACUGAUUGUACAGAUAAUGUUUGCUUGCAGAUGCUAGGAAGCAGCUGCAGUCCAGAAUAAAUCACGCUCCAUACUCCGUAAGGAGGAGAACUUGCACUGAAAAGUUUGGUGUGAAUUUAUAAUUUUGUGGAUUUAUUCACUGGAUUGACGUAUACAGUCUCAAGAUUGUACCAGGCCGGAGAACAAAGUGUUAGCCAUGAACAGUGUGAGGGAGUCAGUGUCCAAAUAAAUGAACUUACAACAUUCUAAACACUAAUAGAUUCCUUUGUUACUCCCACUAUUGGGGAUUACUAAAUAAACAGUAUGAUUGUCAUUGCACCCUUUCAUUAUGAAAGUUUAUCUAUGCAUGAAUCGCUAAUUCUCUUACCCCUAUGAAUUUUGAUGGGUUAUGUCAUGUAUUUAGUGAUAGUUAAAGCCUUUUUCCCCUCACAAGACCAACAAUUUUAAUGGAUCUACACCAACUAAUCUUCUAACAGUUCACUGCAGUCCAUGACUACAAAUCAACAUAAAGAAAAAUGCAGAGUAUGUUACAUAAUUGCUCGCCCCACUCCACUUGCCCAUCACCCUGGCACUCCUCCGCUCCUCCCAGCCCCUUUCCAUCUGUCCUCCCUACCUCUCUUAUUUAGUUCCAUGUACCACCUUCCUUUCCUGUCAGAUUCCAUCGUUUGCAGCCCUUUCUUGCCUCCAUCUGCCAUCUCUCAGCCUCCAUCGUUCCCUCCUCCAUCUGCCAAUCACUCCUUCUCACCUGUGUCCACCUCUCACUCACCAGGUCAUGCUCUACUUUUCUCCUUUCCCUCUUUAUACUACCUACUUCCCCUCUAUCUGUUUAGCUGAAGUCUCAAGACUCUCAAUCCAAAAUGUUAACUGUCCAUUUCCCUCCGCAUAUAUUUCCUCACCCACUGUUCAUCGCAUUUUUCUCAGAUUUAAUAUUGUACUUUUCUUGAUUCAUACUAGCCCUUUGCAAGAAUGAGUGUUGAAACUAUAUUCAUUGCAUCUUGAAAGUAGCAGGUAAGCAUUCAAGGAAGAUGCAGACUCCAUUAGCCACCCCAAACAUUCAUUCCCUCCACCACUGACAAACAGCGGCUACAGUGUGUGCCAUCUUCAAAAUGUGUCACAGUUACUUGAUCAACAGCAUCUCUCAGAUCCUUUUACCAUCAAGAAGGACAAAACCACCAGGUGCAGUGAAGUUAGACCAUCUGCAGACUCCCUUGAGGUUGUGCAGUGUCCUUACUUGGAAAUGUAUUGCUGUUCUUCCAUAAUUGCCAGAUCUAAACCCUGGAUCCCCCUUCUCAAUGGCACUGUGGAAAUACCUUCACCAGAAGGACUGCAGCAGUUUGAAACAUCUCCUUCCCAGGGCACUUAGAGAUGAGCAAUAAAUACUGCCCUUGAGUGCAAUGCCUAUAUUACCUAAAAAUGAAUUUAAAAAUUUUUUAAAAAGAAAAAUCAGAACUAAAAUCUGAAUUUGCUCCCGAUGUCCUGCAAUAGGAGUCAGUUAGAAAAUCUGCCUUAAACUUGGCAGGGGUUCAAUGUGUACAGAAUGCAAUAAUAACUCAUGGGCAUCAGCCAGCUUCUUCCCUUUCAGUAUUGCUGAGUUAUGGUAAUUAUAUUGAAAAUGAAUUAAUGUGCAGAUUCCUAUCCUGACCUCAAUGUGUCAUGUUUAUUCUAUGUGAAAUAUAAAUGCUGUUUAUCUGCAUUAUGAACAGACACCAACUCAGACUGGAGUUUAAAGAGUCUUCUGAGGAAACUUCACAAAAAUAGAUUUGUCCUGCAGACCUCAAUUCAUGCAGGCUGCAGCUGGGAGCUACAAAUCACUUCCGGGAUUAAAAGAGGAAUCUAUUUGUAUUUAUGCUACUGUACUCAUUAUAGAUGGACUCGCUUCAAUUCCAUUAAGCUCCUUAAACGUCCACUUCACUAACAAGGGCCAAGAGGGAAAAAAACUGCAAUUUGAGGUGGUGAAUCAAAAUCAACAGUUGAAGAAUAACAAGAAGCUUUGCUAAAGCAUUGAACAUUCAUUAUAAUGUGCUAAACAGAAAGUUAAGAUGAAAAACUGUUAUCAUUCGAUAUUGCAGGGAUGUGUAAAGGGUCUGCAAAAGGAAUUGGGGCGGCAUGGCAGUGUUGCUCCUCUUCUUACCCCUUUCCUUCUCUUCCCCUUCUUACCCUUUCUUUCCUUUUACCCCUCUUAUCUCUUCUCCUAACCUACCCAUCACCUCCCACUGGUGCCUCUCUUCCUUCCCUUUAUCCCAUGGUCCACUCUCCUCUCCUAUCAGAUUAUUAUCUCUCUACAGCCCUUUACCUCUUCCAACUAUCACCUCCCAGCUUCUCACUUCAUCCCUCCUCUACCACCGUUACCUAACACCUACCAGCUUGUACUCCUUCCCCCACCCCCCACCUUAUUCUGGCUUCAUCCCUUUUCCUUUCCAGUCCUAAUGAAAAGUCUCAGCCUGAAAUGUCAACUGCUUAUUCCACUCCACAGAUGCUGCUUGACCUGCUGAAUUCCUCCAGCAUUUAUGUGUGUUGCUUUACAUAUUUGAACUUUAAAUGUUUUUAAACUUGUCUGCCCCUUUACCACAUUGCAUUUUGCACUCGGUUAAAAAUAACUCUGUGUCAAGCUUUUGGUUACUUGCCUUAAUAUCUGUGUAUACAGUACCUAAAAAAUGUUCUC
Molecule: messenger RNA, 3949 nt
Organism: Hypanus sabinus (Atlantic stingray)
Lineage: Eukaryota; Metazoa; Chordata; Chondrichthyes; Myliobatiformes; Dasyatidae
Gene: alg14
Product: ALG14 UDP-N-acetylglucosaminyltransferase subunit
Exons: 3
Coding region: 733-1260 (175 amino acids)
Biological process (GO): dolichol-linked oligosaccharide biosynthetic process
Cellular component (GO): UDP-N-acetylglucosamine transferase complex
Source: RefSeq, a predicted model, not a curated record